GGUAAGCGUUAUGGUUAACUGGCAAGCACAAUACUGUACCGCUGGAAAUUUACUUAUGUGCAAUACUCUAACUGCUAUUGGUCACAUGAACGCUUUUAUUGCUAGCACAUACACAAUACUUGAGUCAAGUAUAGUACAUUACUUUCGCACAUCAGACGAGUCAAAAAGUUGGCAUACGCCUAGUUGGCUUAAUCUAAUGCAUACUCUGCAAAUGUCGUUAGAUAAAUUACAACUGAUGCCUAUUAUACGCAGACCAUGUCUGUUAACCUUACACACAUACAUUUUAUAUAAAUUAGAAAAAAUGGAAAGCUCUGGUGAACAGAUUACAUUUCUACAGGAUUUAGCUCAACUCAUACAAAAUAUUAAAACAAAUCCAGAUACUGAACCACAUUUGGCUAUUGUUUGGGGACUUAUUAUAUCACGUGGAUGUAAACUGCUAGCUGUUACUGAAGUAGCCAAAAAGCCAUUGCAAAUGUUAGGUAGUUAUUUAGCUUUGCUCUCGUCGCAAGCGGAAAGCUGGGGAGAAGGUUUACUAAAUGCUAUCGGAUUAAAAAAAGAUAUAAUAACAAAUCAGCGGAAAGUGCUAACUCGUUGUCUUGCUUGCAUUAUUUUUUCACUAUUUCCAACAACAAGUGGACCAUUGUAUACUCCUCAUCAACAAUACGCCAGCACACUCAACGAUUUAAGUAUGCUGUUGGCUAAUAAAAAAUACCAGAAUAUUAAGCCAUCCAUAGUCACAGCCGUAAAUAUCAUAAAGGACACUAAAAUACCAAAAACGCGUGAUGUGCCACAUUUAGUUUGUCUUUUAAUAAGUUUAUUCUAUCAGGAUAAUUUUCUAACUACUAUACCGGAAGUUUGGGAUUUUGACUUUAAAUGGCCUUAACUCUAAUUUUUAAUACAUAUUAUGAAAAAAAA
Teleopsis dalmanni is the source of this 915-nucleotide messenger RNA. RefSeq names its product ectopic P granules protein 5 homolog. Bases 11 to 883 code for a protein of 290 amino acids. Gene Ontology annotation, cellular component: cytoplasm. NCBI's taxonomy places the organism in Eukaryota, Metazoa, Arthropoda, Insecta, Diptera, Diopsidae. The record is from RefSeq and is a predicted model, not a curated record. The transcript has 4 exons. Gene Ontology annotation, biological process: autophagosome maturation.